Molecule: messenger RNA, 1634 nt
Organism: Suillus subalutaceus
Lineage: Eukaryota; Fungi; Basidiomycota; Agaricomycetes; Boletales; Suillaceae
Product: major facilitator superfamily domain-containing protein
Exons: 7
Coding region: 89-1552 (487 amino acids)
Biological process (GO): transmembrane transport
Molecular function (GO): transmembrane transporter activity
Source: RefSeq, a predicted model, not a curated record
GAGCCUGAGGGGCCUGUCCUAUUACAUACGUUCUGGAUAGCAAACGAUAUAUCUCAACUUGUGGGUGGAAUGGACUCCUUCCGCGGUCAUGUCCCACCAAGUGGAUGAAGAGACACCUCUAUUGCAGCCUGAGGAGCAGCAUAAAAUCAAAACACCAUUACCCUGGCGCCAACUCUCCGUUAUACUGUUCCUGCAGCUCACUGAACCUAUAACUGCUCAGGCAGUUGCUCCGUUUGCACCUCAGCUGAUCAGAGAUGUUGGAGUGACACAUGGCGAUGAAUCAAGGGUAGGAUAUUUCGUUGGUAUCAUGUAUUCCGUGUUCUAUGUCGCUCAAGCCCUUACAACCCUUCAAUGGAACCGACUUUCUGAUCACGUUGGCCGAAAGCCAGUCAUUUUGACUGGUCUAUUUGGCAUAUCAGCUUCCAUGUUCCUAUUUGGACUUUCAAAGACCUUCGGGGGCUUAAUACUGAGUCGUGUAUUGUGUGGAGCGCUGAACGGCAACGGUGGUGUCAUCAAGAGUAUGAUGAUAGAUGUUACAGAUUCAAGCAACAUUGCUCAGGCGUACGGUUUUCUUCCUCUUCCAUGGAUGACCGGGAAUACGCUCGGACCUCUCAUUGGCGGGUCUUUAUCCCAUCCGGCGGAUCGUUUUCCCAGACUGUUUGGGCAGUCGACAUUUUUGAAGACAUAUCCUUAUUUCCUGGCUUGUGCUGGUCCAGCAUUAUUCGCCGCAUUAUCAUGGUUGGUUACGUAUAUGCUUUUACAGGAGACUGUGCCAACGACAACAUCCUUAUGGAGUCUAAUUCGAAACAGAUGUCGGACCGUUCUUACGUUCGUACAUACCAAGCCACCACAGCCUGAUAGAUCAGAUUCCGAUACCGUUCAAGGUUCCCCCAACGAUUCUAGGCCCCUGCCUCUGAGUGCAUUAAUGACUCCGCAUGUUCUUAUCGCGACGUUGAAUUACGCGACUCUGGCUCUCCUUGACAUCGCUCUGCGCUCCCUAAUACCCGUGUUUUAUGCUACGCCAGUGGACAUGGGUGGACUUGGCCUUGACCCUCCACGGAUUGGCAAUAUUCUUGCAGUGUUCGGGAUUGCCAAUGGUUUAUUCCAGGUGUUUUUCUUUGCUCGGCUGCAUGACCGAUUUGGCACAAAAGUGGUAUUUACCUGCGGAGUCGCGUCCAGUGUACCGACCAUCAUCGCAUUCCCGAUAAUCAACAUGCUAAGUCGGACGUAUGGGAUUGAUGCCACAGUCUGGCUUGCUGUCGGCCUUCAGCUCACAAUAUCCAUUGCUCUCAAUAUGUGUUACUCUUGCGCGGCAAUGUAUAUAGCAGCUGCAUCUCCAAAUCGUGCAUCAUUGGGCGCCACUAAUGGCCUUGCUCACACAGUCGCUGCGUGUGUGCGCAUCAUUGGACCUGCAUCGGCGAUGUCGAUGUUUUCAUUUUCUGUGAGGGAACCUUAUUAUGCGUGGGCGGUUUACUAUUUUAUGAUGGUGCUGGCACUCCUUGCAGUUGGCGCGUCUUUGUUACUGCCCCCGUCAAAUAUGGAAGCGUGGUAACUAGCUUUUAUCUCAGUUGUUAGCAGCGGUACAUGAUACUUGUCUCCUUGCAAGUAAUGCUACAUACCAUAACUUCUGGCUG